UAUAAAAUUUAUUUUUAUUGAAUAGAUGAGAAAAUUUAUUAUUAUACAUAAAUAUAUUGAUUUAACAGUGAAAAACUGAAAGAUUUAAUAAUCGAUUUUAUAUAAUUAUUAGUAGUAAAACUAAUAAAUUAUUUAUUUACUCAAAAUGAAACAUUUGAAAUUUAUAUCUAGGACAGUUUUGGUUCGUAAUGGAAAUGUCGAUGAAGCAUGUCGAUUGUUAAAUCGCAUUAUGGGUUCUGAAGGUUUUUUUGAUCAGUAUAGGCGUACAAGAUUCUAUGAAAAACCAACUCAAAUGAGACGACGGAUCAAUUUUGAAAAAUGUAAAGCUAUUUACAAUGAAGAUAUGGAUCGUAAAAUCAAGUUUGUUUUAAGAAAAAAUCGUCCUGAACCAUUUCCUGGGUGUUAUUAAAUAGAAAUUUAUGUCUUUAAUAUAAUAUAUCACUAUGAAAAUGAAAAAAUUACUAAUAUGUUGUGCUUUUGUAACAGAUUUAAUAAACGAUCUUAGAAAUUGUAUGAUUAAAUAAGGUUUUAUAUUCAUUUUUUCUAUUUAAAAUAGUCGAUUAUACAUCCUUUUUGUUGCUUUAUGGUAAAUAUUUAAUCUUCAAACUUUCUAAUGUAUUGCCUCAUAUAAAUGUUUGAAAUUAUUUAGUGAAGAAGAAUUCUAACAAAUACAUUAUACUUAUUUUAUUUCUUCUAUUUAUAUUAUAUUUAAUAUAUUUUUUUAA
Molecule: messenger RNA, 725 nt
Organism: Daktulosphaira vitifoliae (grape phylloxera)
Lineage: Eukaryota; Metazoa; Arthropoda; Insecta; Hemiptera; Phylloxeridae
Gene: mRpS21
Product: 28S ribosomal protein S21, mitochondrial
Exons: 1
Coding region: 146-409 (87 amino acids)
Biological process (GO): translation
Cellular component (GO): ribosome
Molecular function (GO): structural constituent of ribosome
Source: RefSeq, a predicted model, not a curated record